Abrus precatorius (Indian licorice) is the source of this 3531-nucleotide messenger RNA. Its product is annotated as calmodulin-binding receptor-like cytoplasmic kinase 1. The record is from RefSeq and is a predicted model, not a curated record. The transcript is spliced from 5 exons. Gene Ontology annotation, biological process: protein phosphorylation. NCBI's taxonomy places the organism in Eukaryota, Viridiplantae, Streptophyta, Magnoliopsida, Fabales, Fabaceae. Gene Ontology annotation, cellular component: membrane. The coding region runs from base 163 to 1263 and encodes 366 amino acids. Gene Ontology annotation, molecular function: ATP binding; protein kinase activity.
AACGUGAAGAAGAACUAGAAGAAAAUCUGUUUUGAAAUCAGCUUUAAAUGAAAUUUGAACGCAUGGGAAGAGAAGAAUGCAUGAAAGGAAAGCAAGUUAGACCAUAUUCUUGCUGAUUUUUUGUUACCCUUUACAAAAGAUGAUAUGGAAUAGCUUGUGCAAAUGAAGAAAACACCAGGCAUCAGUUUGCAUCAAUCUAGACAAAGAAAAAGGGAUGUUGGUUUCCAUGAUAAUGGUGUAGGCAAUGGCACACAAAGGAAUGGUGUUAAGAAUCAUACUGGCAUGACAUAUUUCAAGUCUGCUUUCAAGAGGGUUUUUACCUUGUUUCUCUCUGGGAAAAGAAAAACAGCCUCAGAAGGUGUUGAAAGUGAAGACAGAAAGAAUACACACAAAGUUAGAGGGGUAUCAUCUUCUACAGAUUUAUCAUCUGAUAGUUUCCAGAGUUCAUCAAAAGGGAAGUUUUCUCAUUCCUCUGCAUCAUCAUCUGCCACUGCAAGUAGUCAGCUUGGAAUGGGAAACUUCUCCUUUGAGGAAAUUUACAAGGCAACAGCAAAGUUCUCUCCAGAUAAUAAGAUUGGUGAAGGUGGGUUUGGAACGGUGUAUAAGGGAAAGCUUAAUGAUGGAUCCCUUGUGGCUAUAAAGCGUGCCAAGAAGAAUAAGAACUUGGCUGAGUUCAAGAAUGAAAUAAACACCUUAUCAAAAAUUGAGCACCUGAACCUUGUGAGGUGGUAUGGAUAUUUGGAGCAUGGAGAUGAAAAGAUUAUUGUUGUUGAAUAUGUUAAUAAUGGAACUCUUCAGGAACAUCUACAUGGUACACGGGGAAAUGGACUAGAAAUUGGUCAGCGUCUAGACAUAGCAGUUGAUGUUGCUCAUGCAAUUACAUACCUUCAUAUGUACACAGAUCAUCCAAUUAUUCAUAGAGACAUCAAAGCAUCAAAUAUCUUAAUCACUGACAACUUAAGGGCCAAAGUGGCAGACUUCGGUUUCGCGCGGUUGGGUGCACUAGACCCAAAUGCAACCCAUAUUUCAACUCAAAUUAAAGGAACAGCUGGUUACAUGGAUCCUGAUUACAUGAGAACACAGCAUCUUUCUGAAAAGAGUGAUGUUUAUUCAUUUGGCGUGUUGCUUGUUGAAAUGAUGACAGGGCGGCAUCCAGUUGAACCAAAGAGACCUCUCAGUGAGAGAGUUACAAUUAAAUGGGUAAGUAUGUCCAAUCUUCCAAAGAGGAGUGCUAGCAACACACUAUAUUACACACUUUUUUAACACAAUUAUUAGUUAAAGUUUGCUAGAAACUACAAAAGUAUGAGUGAGAAUCAUUAAAUUAAGACAGGGAGCACAUAGUUUUGUGAUUUUUAAUAAAUUUUAGCUAAUAACUAAUAUUGUACUAGAAAGAAUGUGUUACAAAGUGUGUUAUUAGCAUUUCUCAUCUUCGAAAUGCAUUGCAAAAUCAGAAAAAAGAAAUUUUUUUUUUACUUGAUGAGAACAUUAUCAUUUUCGAAUAAGUUGUGAUUGGUUCAACUAUAUCCAGACAAAAUAUAGAAAACAUAAAGUGAAUUUUGUGCUGCAUCCAAGUAAUUCUAAGAAUGCACAGUGUGGUUAGUGGAUUAUUCUAAGAUAAAGAUAUUACAGGUUCUGACUGACAAUAUUGUUUUGAAAGAUGUAGGAAGUAGCUAAACUAUCCCAGGAAUCAUUUUGAACUAUUUAAAGCAUUUUUGCUUUUGUUUGUUUGUGUACAACUAACUAAUUUAAAAGUAACAAACCUAAUGACAAAAGAAGUUGAAUUUAGUAUCUCUGUUCACUGCAAAUUUCUUAAACAGUGCCAAUUUUUGGUAGUUCAUUUUGGUUUAGAAAUGUGUAUCUCUAGUGUGGUUCCUCUUUUAUGCUUGUCAGACUAAUUUAGAACUAGGCUAAUAUUUAGUAUUUGCGCGGGUCACGGUCAGAAGUGGGUUGUGACACAGGGAAAGGAAUAAAUUAAUGGUAACAAGUAGUUGCUAACAUUACCUUAUCAGUGGACUAAUAUUUUCACUUAUAGUAGAUGUUAAUUGACAAUUCUUCUCUUAGGAAAGUUUAAGUCACAAGUUUAGUUCUACAGGGUUUAUUUAGUUUCCAGUCCUCCAUGGGAGUUACUGACUAUAUAAUGCCAUGACUAAAUAUAUCAUUCUUUGCAUAUAACUUGCUUUCACAAGUCAUUACACUUGCAAGGCCAGAAAGUACCAGUUUUGGCUAUUAAAAGCUUAUUAUGGAACGUAAUAAGCUUACAGUAUAUGAUAUUGAAUUUGGGGAUUCCACGAAAUGCAGGAAAAAUAAUUAAAUAUUUUUAUAAUUUUUCUAAUAAAUAAGUUUAGUGAACUAAUUAUAAUUAACUUAUUAAUAUUAAAUUAGUAAUAUUGGUCAAAAAAUGAACUCAAAAUAACAGCAUAAGCUCUCCAAUAAAUUCUCUGUUUCUAGUUUUGACUCAAUGAUUAAGUUUGAUUAUAUAUCUUCGGAACCAAACCUCAUUAUAAUAAAACACGCAGUAUUGUUAUAGAUAGCUAUUAACAUUGAGGUUGUGGGAUGACAAUAGUUGAGCAAUGUUUGUUAACCGAAAGGUAUGUUAGAGCCAUACAGUAAUCCUUGCUAAAUGUGAUCAGUAAUCAGCUUACUUCAUGUUUCUGCAAAACUAUGAUUUAAGUUCUCUUAACAAAUUAAAUUAGAUUAGCAAGAUGCUAAUAACAUGAAAUACAAAGCAUAGUAUGCUCCUUCCCUUCCCUUGUCUCAAUCUUAUAAAUAUCAUAACAAUGAAAAUAGAAGAUGUUAAAACUUGAAUGAAUCACUGAAUUGGUACAUUUUGCAUGGUAUGCAGGCAAUGCAAAUGUUGAAACAAGGAGAAAUUGUGAUUGCCAUGGAUCCAAGACUGAGGAGAAAUCCAGCCUCAAACAAGGCAGUGGAGAAGGUUCUGAAGCUAGCUUUCCAAUGUCUUGCACCGGUGCGACGAUUACGGCCAUCCAUGAAGAGUUGUGCAGAGGUUCUGUGGGAUAUCCGUAAGGAUUUUAGAGACAAAACCUCUUCUCAUUCUCCUCAUGGUUCUCACCAUUCUGGAGAUUUUCCUCAAAGAGAUGUUAGGAAUAAUAGACACAUGACAUACAAAGGCUAUAAAUAUGUAUCUGCAUAACCAAAUUCAUUUAUGAAAUUUUUUCAUUGAUUGUUUUGAUAGUCAACACAUGUUUACUACAGCUAUUGUUUGCAUCAUGUUCAUUACUUGAAGCUUUUAGUUUCAUGAGGUUUUUCCUCUUCCAUUGAAAUUCUCUAGGUUUUAGAUUUUUUAGAGUGGAAGCUUAAAUGGGUUGAGAUUGCAAAAUAAAGGGAAAAUCAGCAACUUGGGUUUCAGAGUGUACCAGUUUGAUCUUCUGUAGUGCAUUUUUUAACUGCAGCAUUCUUUAUAUGGUUGUUUGGGGUGUUUUGUAAAGGCUAUUUGAAAACAGUGAGAAUAAUAGAUUGCCUUUUUAAAAAUACCAUUUUUCUAAUAUGAGCAUCGUUUCAUAUAAUAAAAAU